Molecule: messenger RNA, 1281 nt
Organism: Phyllostomus hastatus (greater spear-nosed bat)
Lineage: Eukaryota; Metazoa; Chordata; Mammalia; Chiroptera; Phyllostomidae
Gene: KRT40
Product: keratin 40
Exons: 7
Coding region: 1-1281 (426 amino acids)
Molecular function (GO): structural molecule activity
Source: RefSeq, a predicted model, not a curated record
AUGACUCCUGACUGUCCCCCCACGUGCUGCCCUUCUUCUGAGUCCCACGCGGGGGUUUCUGAUGGGGUAACCGCUUCCGCCUGUUCCGUGGAAACCACCAGUCUCCCCAGCACCUGUGCUGCAUCCAGGUGCCAGACCCCGAGCUUCCUGUCCAGGCCUCUCCUGCCGUGCUACCUGGCUGGGAGCUGCAAUAUCCCGUGCUUGCUGGGGAACUGUGCUUGGUACGAGGACGGGGUGUUCAACAGCAACGAGAAGGAGACGAUGCAGUUCCUGAAUGACAGGCUCGCCAGCUACCUGGAGAGGGUGCGGGGCCUGGAGGAGACGAACGCGGAGCUGGAGCGCCAGAUCCGAGAACAGUGUGACUCGGACAUCCCACUGGUGUGCCCCGAUUACCAGUGUUACUUCAACACCAUUGAGGAGCUCCAGCAAAAGAUUUUGUGCACGAAGGCAGAGAACUCGCGACUUGCCAUACAGCUUGAUAACUGCAAACUGGCGGCCGAAGACUUCCGGUCAAAGUACGAGUCUGAACUGACUCUUCACCAGCUGGUGGAGAGCGACAUCGGAGGCCUGCGCAGGAUCCUGGACGAGCUGACCCUGUGCAAGGCCGACCUGGAGGCCCAGGCUGAGUGUCUGAAAGACGACCUGCUUUGCCUGAAGAAAAAUCACGAAGAGGAGGUCGACUCGCUUCGUGGCCAGCUCGGUGACCGACUCAAUGUGGAGCUGGACAGUGGCCCCAUCGUCGACCUCAACGGGGUCCUGGAGGAGAUGCGAUGUCAGUAUGAAACGGUGCUUGCCAACAACCGCAGGGACGUAGAGGAAUGGUUCGCUGUCCAGAUGGAGGAGCUGAAUCAGCAGCAGCUGUCCAGUGCCGAGCAGCUGCAGGGCUGCCAGACGGAGAUCCUGGAGCUGAAACGCACAGCCAGUGCUCUGGAGAUUGAGCUCCAAGCCCAGCAAAGCCUGACAGAAUCCCUGGAAGGCACUGUUGCAGAAACCGAGGCCCAGUACAGCGCCCAGCUGGCCCAGAUGCAGUGCCUGAUCGACAACGUGGAGAACCAGCUGGCGGAGAUCCGCUGCGACCUGGAGCGGCAGAACCAGGAGUACGAGGUGCUGCUGGACACGAAGGCACGGCUGGAGGGCGAGAUCGCCACGUACCGGGGCCUGCUGGAGAGCGAGGACUGCAGGCUGCCCUGUAACCCAUGCUCUACAACAAGCACGUCAAGCAACACUUGUGAGCUGUGCCCGGCGUACGUCCUCUGCACGAUCGAAAACCACUGCGCGUGA